Molecule: messenger RNA, 1427 nt
Organism: Arabidopsis lyrata subsp. lyrata
Lineage: Eukaryota; Viridiplantae; Streptophyta; Magnoliopsida; Brassicales; Brassicaceae
Exons: 6
Coding region: 301-1245 (314 amino acids)
Source: RefSeq, a predicted model, not a curated record
AUGGUUGUUUAACUAUAGUUGUUUCUUUAAAAACUAUGGGUAACUAAAAAUUGAUGAAUUUAAGUCUUUCGUUUUCUUUUGGCAAGUGUUAUAUUAAUUAUCAUCUUAAUAAAUCCAUGUGUGUUUAACUAAAUAAAUAUUCAGUGAUACUUACUCAAAUUCCUUUUUUGUGUUGAAAAUAUUUUUUUCUUACUUUUUUUUUUAACCUUAUCUUCAUAUCUCAUAUUGUUUUUCCUUUUUUCGAUGAAAUGUUGUAUUUUUACUCUAUAUAUACCUCAACCUCUCUAGUUCUUUUCUAUCAUGUGUCUGCGAGUGAAAUAUCUACGUAACAACAGAUUUAAAAGGGAAACCACUACCCAGGGAAAAAUGAGCGAAAGAGGCAAAUCUAGUUUUGAAAGUUUUCUUAAAAGCAUCUCUCUUCCCGUCCGCGUCAAGGGCAGAUCUAAUUUCGAAAGUUUUCUUAAAAGCAUCUCUCUUCCCGUCCGCGUCAAGUUCCAUACUGAGAAACGUGUCGGUUCGUCUUCUUCAAGAGGCAAAGAAGAACGAGUGAAAAAACCUCACCUUCGCCUGGGUGACAUUUGGUCCGCCUACGACGAGUGGAGCACUAAUUGCGUCGGCGUUCCUCUUACGCUGAAGGACUCGUGGACGAUUGCUAAUCAGUAUUAUGCUCCCACCCUCUCCGCCAUCCAAAUCUUCACCAAGAAACCCUUCGUUGAUGAUGGAUCUUCUUCUUCUUCUUCUUCUUCUUCAAGGAGCUUUGGUGAGGACUGUCAUCUUUAUUUUGAAUACAAUGAGACAAUGAGCUUAGAGGCGGCUAGGCCGACUCUUACUAUGAUGUUUGAGGAACUAGCUAAGAAGCACCAUGGAUUGAAUACUCUUAGAACCUCUGAUCUGUCUGAAAACAGUUGGUUUUCUAUAACUUGGUCUCGGGGAAUUCAAAUUCCAGCAGUGAAAACCCUGAAUCAGUAUUUCCUAACAUAUCAUUCAUUGACACCCGUUAUUCCAGAAACUAUUCCUAAAAAGACAAAAGUUGAGCUUCCUGCUUUUGGAGUUCUGACUACCAAGCUUGACAAAGUUUGGAUCAUGCCUGGGACCUCAGAUCAAGAGAUCAUAAACAGGCUUGAAGAGUCUGCUGCCUCUUGGCUUGGAAAACGCAUGUUCAGCCACAGCGAUUUCGACAUGUUUAUGGCUGAGAAAUCUAAGGACCUGCCAUUUUCUAGUGGGGUGGUAACUGGUGAGUGGUAACUAUCUCCGCAUUGAAAUUCUCAUAUAUCCUCCAGGUCCUGGUGAUGUAAUGUUGCCGGAAGAAAAAUAAGCCUGGUAGUGGUAUCUUGUUAUCGUGGAAUGUUUAGAUGAAAACUAUGUGAACAUUUGGAUUUGUCAGUUUUAUUUAAAAAGUGGCAUAUGAUUUGCCAAAACUCAAAUUA